Lycium barbarum (goji berry) is the source of this 906-nucleotide messenger RNA. RefSeq lists its product as uncharacterized. NCBI's taxonomy places the organism in Eukaryota, Viridiplantae, Streptophyta, Magnoliopsida, Solanales, Solanaceae. The coding region runs from base 1 to 906 and encodes 301 amino acids. The record is from RefSeq and is a predicted model, not a curated record. The transcript is spliced from 2 exons.
AUGAUUAAGGUACUUAUAUGGAAAAUUAGGUAUGUUAAUACUCAACAGGCCUUUCAGAGAUUGGUAAAUUUACAAAGACAGCACAAGUUUGACAUAAUAGCACUCAUGGAGCCAUUUCAGAAUAGCAGGUACUUACUGAAAUAUAAGAGAAGACUUGGGAUGGAGACAGUCUUGGCCAAUACAAAUGGAAAGAUUUGGGUCUUUCUUGAUGAUGCAAUACAGUGUGAUAUCAUUAUGGAUACUGAUCAGCAGGUAACUUUAAAGGUGCAUCAUCAAGAACUAGAUACUGAAAUCAUUACUACUUUUGUGUAUGCCAAAUGUGAUGAAGAAGAAAGGCAAGUACUAUGGGAUAAUAUGUAUCAAAUAGCUAGUUCACUCAAAAACCCUUGGUUAGUUGGGGGUGAUUUUAAUGUCAUACUGUCAGAAGAGGAAAAAUUGGGUGGAUUACCUAUUACUCUGAAUGAAUGUGAAGACUUUGCUUUCUGUGUUAAUUCUUGUGAGUUGUUUGAUAUGGGUUACAAAGGAAGUCCAUACACUUGGUGGAAUGGAAGAGUUGCAGAGGAUUAUAUUUUUAAAAGAUUGGACAGAAUUUUGAAACUGAAGAAUCUUAAGAAGGCAUUAUCAGCAUGGAGCAGGGAUACUUAUGGGGAUAUUUUUAAACAAGUCCUAAUCAGGGAAGAAGUGGUGAGGGUGAAAGAACAGUUGUUUGACGAAGAUCCAAGUAUAAUCAAUAGGAUUGCUCUUCAAAAAGCUCAAGCAGAAUUGAAGAAAUAUUUGAUCAUUGAAGAACAAUAUUGGAGACAAAAAGCAGGAUUUGCUUGGUACACUGAAGGGGACAAAAAUACUUCUUUUUUUCAUAAUCAUGUCAAUGGAAAGAGGAAAAAAUUACAGUUAAAGAGAAUAUAG